Messenger RNA from Paramuricea clavata, 4712 nucleotides. The record is from the annotation of a GenBank genome assembly. Lineage: Eukaryota; Metazoa; Cnidaria; Anthozoa; Malacalcyonacea; Plexauridae.
AUGAAUAAAACAAUCAGAUUUGCAGCUCGAGACCCAGGAUAUUUCUUCAUUAAAUAUUCAAUAUCUGGUCCGAGCGCGGGCGAAUUCUCUUUGCCCGAAGACGAUAUUGUGUUCGUAACUUCCGAAAAUGGGUUAAUAGAAGAACAAGUAUCGGUUUUUACCUUUCCUAAUGGUUGUCACAAGAGGAAGCUUGGAACUUGUCCUCGGUCCAACGAAUCCAUAGUCGCAUCAUCAACAUCUCCGUUCAUUCCGUUUGGGCCUGUAACUCUAACACAUGGAGUUGUUACUCUAGAGGUUGGCCAGUCUUGGAAAACCCCAUUGUCAUUACUAGGUGUAAAUUUACCGAAUUCAACUGCAAUUACAACUCCACAGUAUUGUGAUGACAGAAUGGACGUUAUUUCUUAUUCCACAGAAUCGCUUUUGAAAUCACGUGUUUUAGCUAGAUCGUUUAUAGAAACUGUCGCAGAUAGUUUUCCAUCGUGGAUAAAAGUCACUCUAGGUAAUAAACAACGCUUAUUCAAAAAGACUCACUCCUCAGAGCUGAAAACAUUCUUUUUGACUGGGAAAGAACUUCGAGAAGAAGGUAUCGGAAAAGGCCAACCCAUAUUCGAGGAUAUGUUCUAUUCCUUACUUAGAACCAGGAAUCUGAAUAUUACCAUUCAAAACGAUGCGGAUAUCUUAAACUCUGAAUCCCUUAGUCUAAUUUCAUUCGCUGUAGAACUCUGUGGAAAACCGCCGUUGAAUGUGUUAUUGCGUCCAACCAACUUGCAAGACACCUUAUUCGCAGUAAACAAUGUAUCAAUUUUAAGACAGUUUAAAGAAUAUGGCUGGGGUUUCAAAUUUUAUUCUCUUCAAUUUUCUAAAAGUAAAAAGAUCGCAAAAGUAAAGACAGGCACAUUUUGGGAUGGCCACGAUUUCUUCAACGUGGAAGAAUCUUCAAACGAGAGUUUUGCGGCAGUAUUGACGUUUCUCAAGUAUUUCAGACAUUCAAAUUUUGGUGACGUAAGACUGAAAUUUGACGGAACGAUCAUUGGAAAUGUUGAAAAUAUAGACGAGGUAAAAAUAAUAUUAAAAAUAGUGAUUAUAACAUCAUUUCGUUUCUGAUUGGCCAAGGACAACAACAUUUUAUCUUAAUUUUUAUUACGAGAAAUACAUACACGCAUGCGGCAUGCAGCCUCUCGCCAUUUCACAAACUUGGUUCAACAUAAAAUAUUCCGAAUUAGACAGCUGCUGACUGAACGCUUGCGUGAAAUUGUGGUCAUGGCCAGUAGUGACUAAAUUAUUUUGAUUUUGUACUUGAGUAAAAGUAGAAGUCGUCGACGUCACUUUAACAUUAACUUGAGUAAGGAUAAAAAGUACUGGGGGGAAAUAUACUAGAGUAAAGAGUACAAGUUAAUUAGUUUUAAAAAAGUACUUAAAGAAGAAGUUGAAUGAAAAAUGAGUGUGUGUGGGUGAGGGGUGGGGGGAAGUGUUUUAAUACUCAAUCAACAAUGAUCACAUAAAUCUGAUCUGUCCUCACGUACACCUGUCAAAACAGGGUAAAGUGCCUUGUAAUGUACCUUUGUACAAUUUGCCGAAAUUGAUUUAUGGAUUUAAAAAAAUUGUUACAUUGGCUUUUCGCCUUUCCGGGUUUACAUACUCCACGUCAUAUUUUAUACAUAGAAAAAAUCCUUUAUGCUAAGCUUUACACAACAGACUGUAUUAAUUUUAUAUGCUUAUAUAACAAGUCAUGUCCUCCAUGCACAUUUAAAUACAAUGCGUGGUAAUUGGCUUUGAUAACAUGGCCAUAAUGUUAGGCCUGCGUGGAUCGGAGAAAGUGAAAGAUCCACUGAUGGGUCAGCGAACUAAGCAUCAAUUCAUAGCCAUGUCCAAUUAAUGGGAUGUAUUUUGCAAACUGUGACUACGACAAGACUACCUCAAAUAGCAAUAGUCUUUUGAGUGUCCUGAUUUCUUUGUAUGCUAUUUAAUAAUGUAUUUUCAGGAAUAAGUGGAGUAUUAUUAAAUAAUAAUGAAAUUAACGUAACGAAAUACUUCGCAUCAACAUGAAAAUAACAAAGCAAAACGUUACUUCAUAAAAUGUCUUUGUUCCAAGCAAAAGUACUCUGACAAAUAUUUUACUUCGUUACUUGUUCACUACUCAAGAACACAAUUCAAGGGCAAUAACGUCAUUUAUUUACUUCGUCACUAGUCACCACUGGUCAUGGCAACACGAUCAAUUUACUUUUUAAUUUUUUUCGUACAAAAUGGCAACGUUACAAUAUUUAUAAAAUUAAUCAUUUUAAUGGAAUUAUCAAUUUCCAAAAUGUAUAAUAUAAGUAUAUGUUAUUAUACUCUCUAAAGUUCGAUUCAUUUUAUUAUUUUUAUAUUUUGAGCAUAAAAGGCUUUGAACUGUAAAAUACAUCUCUUUAACAAAUAACAAAAAUGAAAAGUACAAACAAACAAACAAACAAACAAACAAACGCGUCAAACGAACCACAGUUAAUAGAAUACAUGGUUUGGAGACUCGAUGAAAGUACAAUAUAACUCAUUAACUAUGUUGGUUUCGGUUUAUGCAAGAAUUUGGGCCUAUCUCGUCACGUGUGUAUUGUAUUUUCCCCCACACAACCAAUAGCAAUGUUUAAAUUGAGCAUUUGAUCAAGUUACGGAUGGAAAGUUGAGCGAAAAUACAAUACACACGUGACAAGAUAGGACCAAAUUCUUGCAUAAAGCUGGACAAUAGUUAAUGAGUUAUAUUGUACAUUCAUCGAGUCUCCAAACCAUCUAUUAAAAUAACUGUGAACGAACGCAUUGAACCGGCGAUGAAAAGCGGUUAUCAACUAAAACAUAGAUAACCCGGCCCAGGUAAAUUAAAAACGUAUUUGUCCAUUAUAUUGAUUAAAGUUGCAUGGUAACAUACUGUUGAGUGCUACUUACAACACGAACUUUAAUGUAAAAUUUAACCGUAGAUGCAACGUAUUAGUCUUACAGUCAAAUAAUAUAAAAACUGACAGAAUUAGCUUAUAACCAAUAAAUGUUCCAAAUUACUUUAAAUUAUUUAUUAUAUUCGACAUAACAGUACUGCCAUUAAGUAUAUCUUGAAAUUUUUGACGACAAUAUCUCCAAUACAUGUAAAAAUUUCCAAUGCAACACAGGCUGACAGACAUAGGACUUGCAGUUAUUGCAUUUAUUUUCCUGAUUCUUAUUUUACUGCAGAUCUUGAAUUAUCCUCUCAAGCAACAUUGGGACGUUUGUAUGUAUGGAAGAAUUGCCUUGACCGUGGUGACUAAAAUUGAAGGACAAGCUGUGGAACUUUCUUUAAAUGCACGAGAAUCUGUUGGUUAUGCUGCUUUCGGAGGUAGGCAAUGUUUCAGCAUGCAUGCACUACUCUUAAAAUAUUUGUCUCGUCCUCAGGCUCUAUAAAGGAUUUCACAUACGAGUCACUAUAUUAAAGGUUUACAUGAAGUAGUGCGUCAUUAUAGGCCGCAAGGGGGACGGGAUGUGAGCGUUCCGGUUAGCUUUCACAGCCCCAUAAACCCUUGCGCUACUCGUUCGUUGUGAUGCACUACUUCAUGCAAACAUUUUAUAUAGUGACUCUUAUGUGAAACUUUUUGUUGCGCCUGGGGACGAUCCAGUUAUAGUAUAAUAAUGGAAAAUGUUGAACGCAGUUAUUUCAGCGUUAUUUUUUUACAUAUGAACGCACUCAUUUUAAAAUGUGAAGGUAUUUAUUUAGGAUGCAAUUUUUUCAAUGCUUCGUAUUUGUGAUGAUAACCUAAAAUCUUUUUGGCGUUCCUCUCUAAAUUACUUCGUUUUAGCUUUAUUUUGUAGAUUAAAUACAGGGAAGAAUUCACUGGGUGUGGGGGGGGUGGCUUCGCACCCCACGUCCAUCUAGCCCUGGUCUGAGGGGUUGAGGGGAUUGUAGGGAUGGGUGCUAUUUUUCAUAAUAAAGCAAAAUGAGAUACAGUAAUUUGAGUAAUAACAUGAUGAUAAGCGAACUGCGAACAACAAUUACAAUUCAAAUACAGUAGUCAUGCAAGACUUUGCAGUAGUCAAGCAAAUUGAUCGGCGGGCGGCACACAUGUCAGAGCACCCCACUACCAGUUCAUGCUGGAUCGAUCCCUGAUAUUGAAACAGUUAGCAACCUUAUUCAAUGUACCUGGCGGUUGAGAAACGGAAUAAUAUAAAUACAAUUAUCAUUCAUGCUGUAAAAUCGGCGCCAUAUUAAUAGACAGCAAUAUAAGCAAAACUUACAGAACUUCAGACAUCAUUUUACAGAUAAACAACUGGACAUACUUUUUAGGUUUGUUUGCAAGUGAAAAAAGAUCGUAAAAUAUUCGCCCCCCCCCCCCGCUCGUUUAUUUUUAUAAAAUAACAUUGCGUAAUUACACAAAUUGCAAAUAUUUGGAAAUAAAUAGAUAAAUUGAAAUUGAUUUUUAUUUUGAAAUUUGAUUCUAGGUUACGUUGAUAAGAAACUACGUGGAAGUAAAAGAGGAUUAUUCUUCAACAGCGUAUUACAAAAAGAUCCUUUUGCUUACUCUCCUUUAAGAAACUUUGUAGAAAUCGGAUCUGACACAAACAUUUUAUGUUUCCUCCGACAUUAUCAAGGAAAGCGUCAUUUUCGUAAUUCUGAAAUAACUGACAGUUUCACAUGUGCAUUUUUUGGGAAUCUAAGAUUUGGUGCUCUACAAUUCCAGUCAAUUUACGUUCAUCAGUUCAUGGGAAAUAUGAUUGAAUGA